Messenger RNA from Rhea pennata, 4115 nucleotides. RefSeq names its product syntabulin (gene SYBU). Lineage: Eukaryota; Metazoa; Chordata; Aves; Rheiformes; Rheidae. The coding region runs from base 72 to 2066 and encodes 664 amino acids. The record is from RefSeq and is a predicted model, not a curated record. The transcript has 7 exons. Gene Ontology annotation, biological process: axonal transport of mitochondrion; synapse maturation. Gene Ontology annotation, cellular component: cytoplasmic microtubule.
GGCCGCGGCUCAGCGCCCGCCCCUCUCCCACGCCAGGUGCCCGCGCCGCGCCGGGCGGCGGCGGAGGCGGCAUGGGGCCCCUGCGGGACAGCGGCAAGGAGCAGAAGGCGCAGCCGGAGAAGGAGGUGUCCCGCAGCCGCAUCCCCCGCCUCGUCCUGCGGCCGCUGCCGCCGCAGCAGCAGAAGGUGUCGCCCGCCUCCGAGUCGCCCUUCUCGGAGGAGGAGAGCAGGGAGUUCAACCCGCCCAGCUCCUCGGGGGGCUCCGCCAGGACCGUCAGCAGCAACAGCUUCUGCUCAGAUGACACUGGUUGUCCUAGUAGCCAGUCAGUAUCUCCAGUUAAGACUCCUUCUGAUGCUGGAAACAGUCCAAUCAGUUUUUGCACUGGUAGCGAUGGAGACUUCACCAGAAAGAAGUUUCAUGCAGGGACAAUGAGUGAAGGAAACCUGCAGGUGGCUCGAUACAAGAAGGAGACAAAGACAAGCCUUGUGAAGCCCGGGAGUGAAGCUGAUUUUAGCUCUUCAAGCAGCACAGGCAGUAUUUCAGCUCCUGAAGUCCAUAUGUCUGCUGCUGGAAGCAAAAGAUCUUCUUUUUCUCGCAAUCGUGGCUCUUAUGGUCGGAAUAAUGGAUCCUCAUCCUACAAGCCUGGAGGCAGCCCACCUACUUCCCGCGAAAAGGACCUUUUGCCAACACUGUGCAGAAAUCAGCUGAGUCCUGUUAACAUUCACCAGAAUUACGGGGCUUCUUCUGCCAGUAGCAGUAACUCAGGCUCGUACAAAGGAAGUGACAGCAGCCCAGUAAUGAGGCGCUCAGUGAGAUACACAUCUUGUGGUGAGAAUCAUGGCAUUAAGCCACCAAAUCCAGAGCAGUAUUUGACUCCUCUGCAGCAGAAAGAGGUUACAGUACGACAUUUAAAAACAAAGUUGAAGGAAUCUGAGAGCAAACUUCAAGAAAGGGAAACAGAAAUAGAAGAGCUCAAGGCUCAGCUGGGACGCAUGAGGGAAGACUGGAUUGAAGAAGAGUGUCAUCGUGUGGAGGCACAGCUGGCCUUAAAGGAAGCAAGAAAGGAAAUUAAACAACUCAAGCAGGUUAUUGAAACCAUGAAAAACAGCUUGGCUGAGAAGGACAAAGGGAUUCAGAAAUAUUUCAUAGACAUAAACAUUCAAAACAAGAAACUGGAGUCUUUGCUUCAGAGCAUGGAGAUGGCACAGAGCGGCUCGCUGAGGGACGAGCAGUGUCUGGAGUACAGGUGUGGCUCGCCAGGGAAGUCGUUAGCGCUGUAUUCCAAAAUGUCAGACAGCCAAGUUGCAGAGGACCAAGUGCUGGAGGAGAUGGCAGAUAGUGGGCUGCUUCUUAGUGAAGACACAGCUAACGGGACUGACUCAUUUGAAGAGAGUUUGACCACCACAACUUCUGACUUGGGGGAUCCAGCUCCCUUCAGUUCUGUGGUGAAUCAAGAGAUAUUUGAAAAUGUUCUUGAUGAAAAACUAAUUUCUUCCCCAGAAGAGGAGGAAAGCAGCAGCAACAUGCUGGUGGAACAGGCCAUCCAGACUGAUGUAGUGCCAUAUAGUCUGGAUGUGGAGCAGCUCAUUCAAAAUAUCUUCAGAUCUCAAGAUAGCAGUCCAUUAAGCCCACCUUCCGUAUUAAAGGAAUUGGAUGAAUUUCCUUCUGGAUGCUUCAGUGAUUCCGGUGUAGUACUAGACUUAACUCCAAGUGAUCCAAACUCUGCCAUUCUUUUGUCUCCCAUGGAGUCUCCGUGCAGCAAAGUGGAUUGCGGAGCUAAUGAAAACCGUGUCAUGAAAGAACUUGAUUUUGCAGACCCUCAUGAUGAAGCUUUUGGGUAUGUCAAUACUUUCUCUCAGACAGGAAUUGUGAAGAGAUACUGGAGUAGCAGUCUCCUUGUAGAUUUUCUAGCUGUAGCAGCUCCUGUUGUACCAACCAUCAUGUGGGCAUUCAGUACUCAGAGAGGAGGAACAGAUCCCAUUUAUAAUAUCGGAGCAUUGCUUCGUGGCUGCUGCUUGGUGGCCCUGCACUCUUUACGUCGUACACCCUUCAAUAUCAAAACCUAAAUUCUACUCUAUUACUGGGCACCAAUUGGCUGAGGCAGAGGGAAAGAAGGUUGAGAGAGUUUAUAAAAAGAUACUGUAUUUUAUGGCAGAGUUCAUCAUUUUGCUCUUGACUAUUUGAUUUGCACUAUAAAUUGGUUUGAAACAUGUUCCUUGUUUCAAAAUAGAGAAGCUGAACCCUGUAGUUCCACAAGAUGUUUCUAACUGGCACAGGCUAGUACCGCUGCCUGCAGAAAGUCCUGCCUGCUCCCAGCCAGCGUGUCCCUCCCCUCUGCUGGUGUCUUCCGUGUUCCACCACAUCUGCACAGUGAAAAAUGAUCAGGGAAACGAAGGAGAAUUACAGCUAGCACUCUUUUGUGUUUGCUUGCUGAAUUAAAGGUCCAUCGGUUUCCCUGGCUGUUUCACUGAGCAAGUGUACAGAGGCACCAUGCUGGCUCAAGGAUGCGUAAAGGAACAAAUGGCCAGCGAGAGCGGGAGCUUUCCUUAGGCGGCACUGACCUAAAACAUUUGUGAAACUACAGAGUUGAGUGACAGGGAGGCUUGUUCCACUAAGUGUAUCACACGUGUACUCUUGAAAGCAUGCUAGCGCUUUCCAUUUGUAGUCUGAAUUGUCAAUUCAGUUUAGAAAAUUCGUAUUUCCAAGGCAGCUUCCAGCACUUAGCUUAUGCCUGUCUCGUGUAGUGCUCCUUUAAAUUCCGCAGUCGCUCGAGCAUUCCACUGGUCUUGUGCGCAUAAGGGGACUGUAACCAAAAAUGUAAGUUGUUGGGAGUCUUGAAUUUGUUACAAUGAUAAAUGUGGAUGUGGAUACACUUUGAAUAUUAAUGUCGUUUUAAGGUCUUAAAUGUAUUGGAACCUGAUAGUCAUUUGAGCCCUGUGAAAUACUCUGUAUAAAUGUAUUGUGUAUUAACUUAUUGGUUAUUUAAUUGCUUUAUUGUAAAUUACCUUUAUAAUCACAAAUACAGUAAGCAUGUUAAGAACAUGGGAGUAUUUUAUUGUAGUUUAUUGUAGCAAAAGCAAAAAAGAAUAUUCUUUUUCCAAGGGGGGAUACCACACAGGCACACACAAAGCAGGAGGAGGAACUGUAUGGGGACAUAAAGAACUGUCAGUACCCUGAGAACAGAAUUAGAUGGAGAAAACAUAAUUAUGGCUUCAAGUGGAAGCAGUCAGCAAGGAAAAAGGCUCCGUGCUGGCUGCAAAGCCACAGCCACCCCUUCUGCCACUCCCACGUUGUGCAUUAGCAGAUUUAAGCGACCUAAUCCUUAACCUGGCACAAUCUCCUGGAGACCUGUAGGUUUUUAUUUCUGCACUCCCAGGAGGGUAUCAGUCUUCCUGGCAUUUAAGAAAAAUGCAGAAAGCCUUUUUAACAUAGCUGAGUCAUGCAAUCUCAGUAUGUACUCUGAGAUGUACUGUGGCCAUUAAAGUACAGAUUCUCCAUGUCCAAAACUUGAGAUCUGUGCAUAGAUCAGAGGAGGGCAACAUGACAGAGAGAUGAUGAUAAUCCAGUUAAUCUGGCUCCACACAGACUCUAACUUCACUCUCCUCCUUGCAGCAAAGCAAGUGUAACAUUCCCCUGUGCAGCACAGGGCAGGCAGCCUACUGUGCAGCCUGACAGUGCUCAUGUGUUGCUUUGCAGCUCUUGGAAGCAAGGGAGUUACUAGUAAACUACAAAGGAGCAGGAAUAACUGGCCAGCGUGCUGGGAGUAUUUACAGCACUCAAGAGGGCGAUAUAUACAGAUGCUUACAGGAGUGUAUUAGUGGUCUUUUACAUCCCUAUGAUAGUUGUGUUCUGAAAUACUUGUGCUUGCAACAAAGAUUUAAGUGGGUUCUUUAAGGAUUAUAGUAAGGAAAUCUAGCAGACUAUUCGAUGUACGACUGCAUGAGUCCAUGAAGACAGUCAUGAGGGCGUUCUGCCCUCUUUGCCUUACCACCUUCUUUGAUGCGCUCAUGCACAGUUGGGUCCCUGCUGGCUAGUUUACUUUAUACCACUGCCACAAUGUAUGGGUAUGCAAAGGUCCCCAUUGCUUUAAAGAGAUGCUUUGUUAAAUUUUCUUC